Messenger RNA from Cynoglossus semilaevis (tongue sole), 10747 nucleotides. RefSeq names its product microtubule associated monooxygenase, calponin and LIM domain containing 3a (gene mical3a). The transcript is spliced from 48 exons. Lineage: Eukaryota; Metazoa; Chordata; Actinopteri; Pleuronectiformes; Cynoglossidae. The coding region runs from base 1533 to 8966 and encodes 2477 amino acids. Gene Ontology annotation, molecular function: protein binding; FAD binding. The record is from RefSeq and is a predicted model, not a curated record.
ACAGCAUUGAGAAGUUUGUCCUUGAUAACGUAAUGUUUACAGUCACAGGGAGGGAUCGUUUUGAUUUUUUUAGUAAGAAAAAAUUGAGGUUGUAAUGACGUAAUGUAUUUUAUACCAUUAAACCUAGUGUUUGAGAAGUACCUCAACACUUGAAUAACACUAGAACAACAUACAUCAAUAGUCACAUUGGUAGCCUUCCUUCUCUUUUAUAGAGGUAAAAAUCUUAAAAACUAUAAUUAGCUUUUGGAUUUACUCUUCUUCUUGUGCCAAAUGUCAUCUUUCUUUAAUCCCAUCACAAUGUGUAAAGCCACAGGAUGGUGCUUUAGACAAGGCUGUGCUGUACUACCAUGCAAGACAGCACUGUCUUUAUCCUCAGAGGCCUGACUGGACAAAUCAUGCUUUCAGUGGUUUGAUCUGAUAUUUGAUAUUUUAAAACUACAUGUUUUUUUUCUAUUUCAGACUGUACUUUUCAGGUCAGGUCCUUGAGCCUGAGUGUCCUGUCCUGUCUGACUGUCCCCGACCCUCCCUGUGGGGUAUACACCUAUCCCCUCCUGAUUGUAAUCCCGUCUGUGUCGUCCCAGCUCGGCUCAGAUCACUGAGAGCACACCCAGGAGUUAAUCUGGAUCAUGGUGGUAAUUACUGCCUGGGUGUCCACUGUGCAGGAGCGUACGAGCAGGAGAACCCUGGGCUCACCCAGGGCGGAGUCAGAGAGGCAGUUUCAGCCAGUGACCUUGAAGAACACAGGAGGGGGAGGAGAGAGGAAAUCAAACCAGGAGCAAGAGCAGAUGUAGGCAUGGUCUCACUGACAGAGUUCCAACACUGUGGCUCUCUUUCUUCAGGCACUUCGUCACUUUUUACUCAGCUGGUGAGGACAGAAACACAGGAGGAGCAGGGAGAAGAGGGAGGAGGAGAAGGAGGAAAACACGGGGGAAGCAAAGCUUAUCCUAAACAACAAACAAAAGGCUUUUCUUUCACCGUUUUACCAGCACAGAUCUCAGCACUGUGAACGACCCCAAUGUUGAAGAGUUGAGGAAAUGCUCCGUGCUUGGGCCGUAGCUGCAUCCUCUGUUGGAGAGGCCGGCCUGACAGAGGUACCCUCCCAUCUGUGAACUGCUGGCUGUGUGACAUCACCAUACUGUUCCAUCCCUCCCUCCUUACUUUAUGGCUCCUGGCCAAUCGGUGAUCAGGAGACUUGAUCACAUGAACAUCUUCCAAGUCUUGGUUACCAUGACAAUGAGAACUGAUCCAGGCAGCAUCUUUCUUUGGUGAAAAAAACGGCAGGGGGAGGCAUUGGGGAGAGAGACAGAAAGACAGGGGAAGAGGGAGGGAGGAAAAAGAAGCGAACAGAGGAAUACCUCCUGGAUUAUCUGUUUCUGCCCAUCAGCUGUCUCCUCUCAGUGUGAAUGAAGAUGUCUGAGGCCUGAGAUAAACCCCUCCAGCACCUCAGAGAUUGUGUACCAGACCUGGGGCUGGACCCAGAGACCCCUGCCUCGGGGGUGAAGGGCCCUUAAAGCCCUGUCUAAGUCUGGACCAUGGGGGAUGGAGGCACUGGUGCAACCGGAGGAGAUGGGGUGAACCAGUCUCAUGUUCUUUUUGACAAAUUCGUCCAAGGCACCACAUGCAAGGGCACUCUCAAGGCCUUCCAGGAGUUAUGUGAACAUCUGGAAGUCAAACCCACAGAGUACAAGGUCUUUUACCACAAGCUCAAGUCCAAACUCAACUAUUGGAAGGCCAAGGCGCUCUGGGCCAAGUUAGACAAAAGAGCCAGCCACAAGGAAUACAAGAAGGGCCGCGCUUGUGCCAACUCGAAGUGUUUGAUUAUUGGUGCGGGGCCAUGCGGCUUGCGCACAGCAAUAGAACUGGCUUUCCUGGGGGCCAAAGUGGUGCUGAUUGAGAAGAGAGAUGCCUUCUCCAGGAACAAUGUCCUGCAUCUUUGGCCCUUCACCAUCCAGGACCUCAGGGGUCUCGGGGCAAAAAAGUUCUAUGGGAAAUUCUGUGCUGGUGCAAUUGAUCAUAUCAGUAUUCGUCAGCUUCAGCUCAUGCUGCUCAAGAUGGCUCUUCUGCUCGGCAUUGAGAUACAUGUUAAUGUAGAGUUCAAGAGUCUUAUUGAGCCUCCUGAGCAUCAGGAGAUCGAGAAGAUAGGCUGGAGAGCAGAGGUCCACCCUAAGACACACCCUGUCAGUGAGCUGGAGUUUGAUGUCAUCAUUGGAGCAGAUGGAAGGAGGAACACGUUACCAGGGUUUCGGCGCAAGGAGUUCCGGGGCAAGCUUGCAAUUGCCAUCACAGCUAACUUCAUCAACAGAAAUACGACGGCGGAGGCAAAGGUUGAGGAAAUUAGUGGCGUGGCCUUCAUUUUUAACCAGAAGUUUUUUCAAGACCUCAGAGAAGCCACAGGUAUUGACCUGGAAAACAUUGUCUAUUACAAGGAUGACACGCACUACUUUGUGAUGACUGCCAAAAAACAGAGCCUGCUGGAAAAGGGAGUCAUUCUGCAUGAUUAUGCAGACACUGAGCUACUGCUCUCGAGAGCUAACGUGGACCAAGCUGCUUUACUGUCUUAUGCCAGUAAAGCUGCAGAUUUCUCCACAAACCACCAGCUGCCCACACUGGACUUUGCCAUCAACCACUAUGGACAGCCAGAUGUAGCCAUGUUUGAUUUCACCUGCAUGUACGCCUCAGAGAACGCUGCCAUUGUGCGGCAGCGCAAUGGCCACAAGCUUCUGGUGGCACUGGUUGGAGACAGUUUGCUGGAGCCCUUCUGGCCAAUGGGCACCGGUAUCGCCCGAGGUUUCUUGGCAGCCAUGGACUCGGGCUGGAUGGUGAAGAGCUGGGCUCAAGGAAAAACCCCUUUGGAGGUGCUGGCAGAGAGGGAGAGUAUAUAUCGACUCCUGCCCCAGACCACACCAGAAAACGUCAGUAAGAACUUCAAUCAGUACAGUGUGGAUCCUACCACACGUUAUCCCAACAUCAGCCUUAACUUCCUGAAGCCUAGCCAGGUGCGGCAUCUGUUUGACACAGGGGAGCAGCGGGAAAUGCGCAUUGAAAUAGAGAAUGUAAUAAAUACCUCAACACCCAAGUUAGCCAGGAAUGACAAUUGCCUGCUUGACAAGCAGUUGCAAGAAUCUGUUGCUCGGUCAAGCAAGCUACUCAACUGGUGUCAGAGACAGACCGAGGGAUAUAGGAACGUUAAUGUGACAGACCUUACCAUGUCUUGGAAAAGCGGUCUGGCUCUGUGUGCCCUAAUUCAUCGAUACAGACCUGAUCUCAUUGACUUCGACUCGCUGGACGAGCGGAACUAUGAGAAGAACAACCAGUUGGGUUUUGACGUGGCAGAGAAAGAGUUUGGUAUCUCACCGUGCAUGACUGGAAAGGAGAUGUCUUCUGUGGUAGAGCCAGACAAGCUCUCCAUGGUCAUGUACCUCAGCCAGUUCUAUGAGAUGUUUAAGGACACAGUGCCACCCGGAGAUAACCAAAACCUGAGCCCUGAGGAGAAGGCAGCACUCAUAUCCAGCACCAAGUCACCCAUCUCCUUCCUCAGUAAACUUGGUCAAAGCAUUGCAAUAUCAAGGAAGCGAAAUCCAAAGGACAAAAAAGAGAAGGAUGUGGACAGUUUGGGGAAGAGAAGAAAGACAAGUCAGUCAGAGGAUGAGGAGGUUUCCAGGAGCAUCUGUGAUGACAGGACAUCGGUCUCAGCUAUUCUCUCUGACAGGAAAAUGGACUCUGCUGCUGUUGCUAACAAUAAUAACAAAGUUAAGGUCAUGGCCACCCAGCUACUUGCCAAGUUUGAGGAGAACGCCCCUGCCCAAUCAUCAGGACUCAAAAGACAGGCGAACUCAGUGCUCAACCUGGACUGCAUUUUGUCCACUUCAAAACCCCAACCCCCUGUCAAAGAGCCAGUUCGCCUGGCACCUGUACCUGCAUGGAGAAAGAGACGUACACAACAGCAAGCGCAGCUGAGCAUUCGUUUUAAAGAAAUGAUCAAGUGUCAGACGCUGCCUCAUAAAGGGGAGCAGGCCAGAAGUGGCGCAGACCAACUGUCCAGUUCGGGCUCUCGGAGCUGCCCUAAGAAAACCAUUCUGCUUCCUUCUUCUUCCUCCACUUCACUGCUCUCUCUUCACUCAGAGGAGUCGUCAAGGCCUCUGCUCUCUGAUGACCAGACGCCCUUAUAUGUGCUUAGUAUUCAGGAGAGGGCCGACCAGCUGGCCUCCCAGUUAGAGGGCAAGUCAGUUGGACCAAAGCCCAAGAAAAAGCCCUCACGGUUUUUUAUGGAACAAUGGCACCUGGCCAGAGCCCAGACCCCCCAUGAGUCUGCCCCCUCUUCCUCUGACACCCUCAGACAGCGCUGUGUGAGGAUGUACACAGGUGGAGUUAGCUCAAUGAGUGAGCAGAUAGCCGGUCAACUUAAUUCUCAGGGAGACGCUAAACCCCUUCCUGAAAAAAGGGACCUGGGCUCGCUCAGAAAAGAGUUUCCUGUCAACAUCGGAGGCAGUGACGUUUGCUUCUUCUGUCGGAAGCGUGUGUACGUGAUGGAGAGGCUGAGUGCGGAGGGGAAGUUCUUCCAUCGCAGCUGCUUUAAAUGUGACUACUGUGGCACCACACUUCGACUUUCCUCCUACGCCUUUGAUGUAGAGGAUGGGAAAUUUUACUGUAAGCCCCACUACUGUUACCGACUCUCUGGCUAUGCUCAGAGAAAAAGACCUGCUCCCUCCCCUGCUCCAAUCACAGCUCAGGAGAACUUGUUGCCUCAAACUCCCGCAGCAACAGUCGAUGCCCCUGGAAGGUCAAUGGCGGUAGAAGCAGCAGCAUCUCCAUCCUCGGAGCUCCAGCCCUCAGAGGUCAAUGGACUGCAGGAACCAAGCAUAGCUAAGCGUCUGCGAGGAACUCCAGAGCGUAUUGAGCUAGAGAACUACCGUCUGUCCCUUCAGAGGGAGGAGGAACUGGAGGAGGUCCCUGAGGAGACGCUGGCGGAACACAACCUCAGCAGUGUGUUGGACAAGGCCACAGAUGCUGACUUGGGUUCCAGUAGUUCAGAGUCUGACAUGGAAGAAGAAGACGAAAAUGAGUGUGACCAGGACCAUGAGCAGGAUCAGGAGGAAGAAGAAGAAGAAGAGGAAGAGGAAGAAGAAGAGGAGGAGCAGGAGGAGAAUGAGUUGGGGCAGCAGGCUGUAAGUCCAUCAGACCUGGGUGGUGUUCCCUGGAAGGAGGCUGUGGAGCUUCAUGCCAAACUGAGGGGUGACCAAUGUGAUGAAGAGAAUGAAGCUCAGGGUGACACUGUCAGUCGAGAUGGAGAGGUAGAUGAAGAUGAUGAAGAAGACGAAGAGGAGGACAAAGAGGAGGAGGAAGAUGAACCAGAGUCCAGUGAAGAGGGAGAUUACUGCCCCUGGGAUAGAGAGCUCCAGUCUGGCCUCUGGCUGGAGAAGUGCCUCACAGAUGAAGAGGAUGUUGGUACAUUUAAAGCAAGGAACCUACAGAUCCAACAGAUCCUGCAGCCCGUGGACCCCAUGGCCGUUCCUGUUGUGGAGAGAAAAAAGUCUGAGGGAGAGAAGGAAGGCCAGUCAGCCUUGGCUGCCAACCUCUCCCAACCCUCAGAGCUCACACAGCCCUCCUCCACAGCACCUAUCCACAUGUCCCCCCGACACGAGGCAGUGAGAGUCUGGUUGGAGUCCAUGUCUGGAGAGCCCGGCGAUGAAGACCCGGAGGCAGAGGCAGACACCGCUGACAUGGAGUUUAGCACAGAGAUUGAUCAAGAUGACAUCCCUUCAGAUGCGGAAGCCGAGGCUCGUUUGCACCAAUCAGAAAAUACUGAAGCCCUUCCUGAAGAAGACAAGCAAUUAGAAAGUGGUGGAAUGGUUUCAAGUAUUGACCAAUCGAGCAUUAGUCCAAUUCAGAAAGAAGAUCUCAUCAUUUCUCCUUUGAAAUCACCACAAAAGCCAGAGACUCAGAUGCCUCUUGUAAAGUCUCCCGACACCCGCUUUUUCCCAGACCCAUUCAUUCCUGACGAAAAGAAACCUGAGCGAACAACGCCUUCUCCGGUUGCUAAAAGCCCACUGUGCCGUUCAUCCGUCCCCUCUCCUAUUCCAGUUGCUUCACCUGUCAGUGUUCCUGGCACACUGUCAGCUAGUUCUCCAAUCAUAUCCCCUGCUGCCUCUCCCAUCAAACCAACAAUCGAUUCACCUGUCAGUUCUGUGGGCAAGUCUCCUGUUACGUCUCCCAUAUGCUCUCAGCCCACCUCCCUACCGGAGACUCGCACUCCUAUAUCUCCAGUUUACCCCCAGCGUUCCAUUUGCCCUCUCACAGGAAACCCUCUCUCCCCAAUCUGUGCCCAGCCCCUGCCUUGUCACGAGCCUUCGUCACAGCUCACCUCAGAGUCUCCUGUUAGAACACAGCCCGUCCCUGCAGUCACUUCAACACCUAUGACCAAAACUGACAAAACCAUGCCUGAGCUGGAAACAUCUAAAGAUUCUUCCGUAGAAGAAAUGUCAUCCAGAAAGACUGAUAUCAUUGAGGAAUUUUGGUUGAAGAGUGCCGAAAUAAGAAAAAGCCUCGGUCUAACUCCUUUGGAUCGCAGCAGUAAAUUGUUAGAGAAGAGUGUUGUUAAGGCUGAUGUGCAGGAGCCGACCCCUGUGAAGACAUGGUCUCCAGAAGUAUCAGAGGAGCUGAAGCCUGCAGUUACUGGACGAACUGUUAUACGCAGACUGAACAUCACUCUUGAGGGUCAGGUCAUUACUCCCAUUUCUCCAGUUGAACCCAAGAGUAAUGAUACAGAUAAGAGGGAACUCAGCAGUAGCUUGGGUUCAGGGUUGAAUGGCAGUGCAGCCGCAAGCAAGAUGGCAAACAGCAAGAGCUUCAAUGACUCCACCAUGCUCACCCCACCCUCUAGUCCUCCGCCGCCUGUGCCUGCUAAUCAGUCUCCAGCUGUCCUACGGCAGCAGAGACACCAAGUGUCUUGGGGCAACGGGACAGAAAAACGUCCACCUGAGCGUGCCAAAGAGCCAGUCAAAACCCAGACUCCUGUUCCUGCUCCAAGGACCCAGCUGAGCCCAGUGUCUCCACCGAAGCCUACUCCCAGGAAAGUGUCAUCCCCAAAGGCAGAACCAGAACCAGUCCCUGUUGUUGUGAUGAGGGAAAAGAAGAAACCUCGACCGGCGGAGGUGAGAAAGUCCUUCGUAGAGACAGUGGAGGAGAUUCCAUUUGCUGAUGAUGUUGAGGAGGCAUACGAUGAAAGAACACCUGACACAAGCUCAAACAAGUACCAUACCCCAUCCACUAGCAAACCAAACAGAGAAAAGCCUCCUUUGCAUCUGGCUCUAGCAAUGGAAAAUGGUAAACCAAAUAUCCCUAGUAACCCAGCCUAUAAGCCACAGAGGGCUACUCAGUUCUCACCAGAGGCCAAGGAAAUCGCAGAGGAGAGAAUUAGGGCCCGGGAAAAGUCUGUGAAGAGUCAGGCACUGAAAGACGCCAUGGCUAAGCAGCUCACCAAAAUGAAAGAAUCUGACAUUGAUAAGGGGGCCUCGGCUAAAGUGGCAUGGAGCGUGACUCCAGAUGUCACCGUUAAAGGUAAGAAGUCGGUCAUUUCACCAAAGACUUCAGCGGUGAAAGCCCUGGAGUCGAAGAAGGCAGAGACUCUACCUGAGCGUUUCUUCAGCAGCAACAAGAGUCUGGACAGCUCAGCAGCAUCGUCGGACAGCUCUUCCACCAGCAAGAGCAAGAAACGAAGUUCCCUAUUCUCACCGCGCAAGAACAAAAAGGAGAAAAAGGCCAAGAAUGACAGUAGCAGGCUCUCUGGCACAGCCGAAACGCCUCCCAAACAUAAGUCGUUAUGGAAGGCUGUGUUCUCAGGGUACAAGAAAGACAAAAAGAAGAAGGAUGAAAAAUCAUGUCCAAGCACACCAUCAUCAAGCUCCACCACUCAGGAUUCUGGGAGAAAGACGACUUCACCUCCUGGGAGAUCAUCAGACUUAAAAUCACGCCGAAACUUGAGUUUCUCCGAGGACUCGGACCUGUCCUGUGAUGACGUUCUAGAGCGAUCCUCCCAGAAGUCAAAGGCAGAACGGCAUAUGGACAUCUUUGACCUUGUGUCUGACAUGCAGAAAAAAAACAUUCAGGAGGAGAUAAUGGAGAAAGAAAAAAAGAGAAUGUUAAAGGGAAAAAUUAGAGCAAAGGAGAGGAGUAAAGACAGACUACAGGGGAAGGAGGUUGAUCUGGAAAUGGAGAACAAUGCAGAGUCUGUUUAUGUUCCCCACGCACUGGCGUUCAAGAGGUCAUACGCCACAAAGAAAAUCUACACAGAAGAAGAGCUGAAUGCCAAACUGACACGAAAAGUCCAGAAAGCUGCAAGACGGCAAGCCAAGCAGGAGGAGCUCAAGAGGCUGCACAGAGCUCAGAUUAUCCAGAGGCAGUUGGAGCAGGUGGAGGAGAAGCAGAGGCAGCUGGAGGAGAGGGGCGUUGCUGUGGAGAAAGCUCUGAGAGGAGAAGCAGGAUUGUAUAAAGACUAUUGGGGAGAUUCUAAUUACAGUGAAAUCCUGGACAUGCAUCUGGGCGUUGAGCCCUAUGUGGGGAUGCCACGCCGAAGACCUCUGUCCUUCUGCCUCUGCUGUUCCCCCAAAGGCAUGGGCAAGAAGGACGACCCCAAAUUAAUGCAAGAGUGGUUCAAGCUUGUACAGGAGAAAAAUGCCCUGGUUCGCUAUGAGUCAGAGCUCAUGAUAUUUGCCAGGGAACUGGAGCUGGAGGACAGGCAGAGCCGGUUGCAGCAGGAGCUCAGGGAACGGAUGGCUGUGGAAGACAACCUUAAGACAGAGAAAGAGCUUGCUCAGGAAAAGCAGAUCCUCAGUGAGAUGUUGGAGGUGGUGGAGCAGCGUGAUGCUCUGGUGGCCCUUUUGGAGGAGCAGAGGCUUCGGGAGAAAGAGGAGGACAAGGAUCUCGAGGCGGUGAUGCUUUCUAAAGGCUUUAACCUCAAUUGGGCCUAGAAGGGAAUAAACAAGUUGCUCAUGGUUGUCUUUGAUCAGAAUUGCUUGGGGAUCAUGGGAACCAAGCGGUUGGUGUGAAACCAUCACACCUGCAGCAGUGAUUGUGUUUAUAUUAGUCCAACACACACACACACACACACACACACAAAGCAGCCUGCCACGUUUACAUAUCCUCCGCUGGAAUGCAGUACUGCAGUUUUACCCGCAAUCUUCUCUGGGAGAAAAGAUGCGAGUAUGUUCUCGACUCUAUUUUGGCAACCAUGAAACGGAUCCUUUCAGACAAUGGAGGGCCUUUGGGAAAACGUUCAAAGACCUGUUUAAUUCUUGAGUAUCUAAAGGGAAGAGUGAGGUUUGGUCCUGCUGAUGUAAAGGAAUUGUGAAGACAGAAAAACUUUGUGUUUCUUUGUGUAAACUUGUGUAGAGCAAAUCAAAUUCUCAGCAGAAGAAGUUGUUCUCUUUCCUGAAAAAGCGGUGCAACUCAGAGUGGUGUGGAAAAACAUGACGACAUCUGCUGAAGCUCCCUAUCUAUGCAGUGACAGACUUUUGCUUCUAAAUGAACCACAACAACAGUAUGGAAAACACUCCUUCCCUUUUGUGAUUCAACACAAAGGUCCCAUUACAUAUCACUACUUUUGUCUGUUCUUUUUUUAUAUUAUUUAUCUCAUGGUUGGCUUCCAGCCGAUGAACACUUUUAGUUUAUGUUGACAGCCCAGCACCCAGAGUCCUAUUAUCUUACUCCCAUUAGCCGCUGCAUGUCCAGAAUGAAUGCUCCAGGCGCAUUGAAGAUCACUACAAGUAGACAUAAUAAAACAGAUGUACUCUUGUAAUAACAUGCAGGCAUGUCACAUGACUCGCAAAUGGUGGGCUACUCCCUCCGAUGUCAUCCACUGUAUAUCACACUGCCUGUUUGUGUUUACAAUCACUCAUCCAUGGUAUCAGUAUUGGAUUGUCUUUUCCUCUUUGCUCAGAUUGCUCUGAUGAAACAGCGGGUAAUUUAAUCAACUGUUAAGAAUCCAUCAUGGAAAGAACAAUCUUUUCAGGUUCAUCUGUCAAUAAUGCGACGUUAUCCUUCAUGAAUGUGGUUUCACAGCCAGUCGGCCCUGAGGAAUCAGAAGAACCCGCAUCUCUCACUUUUGUGCCGCAGGACUGUUUCUGUCGGUGUAUAUGCAAUAUCUACACAAUACAAUAACGCAGGAAUGUAUGCACUACAUGUUUAUCCUCUGUCAUUUAACAAGAUGUCUUUUUCAUUUUAAUGGACAUUUGUCAAAAUGGCUUUGACUUGGUCACAUCCGUUUUACCCCAAAGGAUGUUAUGCUUUAUAAUAUUUAAAAUAUUUACACUACACCAGGUCGAUGAGCGAACAAAGAAUUUUCAAUAGGACACUUGAGGAAGCUUUAUGAGCAACAUGCAUUAGACAGGAUCAUUAUGGUUCAUCUGGUGGGCAGUCAAACCUAAUAGGCUGUUUGACAACUGUAAAGAACAAAUCCUGGUCACUGUUUUAGAGCACACAAACACUAGAGGCUAUAUUUAUGACUUGGUUGAGCUGUAAAUAAAUCAGGUGUUACAUAAUUUUAAGGGUUGUUGUUUUAGAUUCUGCGUGACUUGAUUGUAUUGAUAUUUAUUAACAUGUGUGCAAACUGUAUUAUAUGUAAAGAAAAUGAAUCCUAAUUUUUAAAAAUUUCUGUUGUCACAUGACAAAAUGUAAAUGCUUCAUGUGCUAGGAAACAGAGGUGGUUGGAUGUUUGCUGACAAUGGCAAUAAAACAGUGCAGUUCUUUGAAA